AUGGGUGUUGGCUGCAACAAUUCGCAUUGGUCUCAAACCAAUGAUAUGCAUUUCGAUGACCAGGAGUUCGAGGUGGACGAGGAUGGUGAGGGCAUUGUCGACGCGCCGAAAGGAAGAGCAGGAGAGGAGAAGAGGACCAAGAAUGGGGAGAUCAAGAAAGGAAGGCCAUUUACCGUGCCUCAUUGCUAUGACGUGUUGAAGGAUGAUGAGAAAUGGAAGAAGCGUGAUGAUAUAGAUGAUUUGGAUUUGAGCAACAAAUGCAAGCGAACAAUUGAGUUGGAUGAUGAUGAGGAGGAUGCAUCAAGUGAUGAUGGCAAGAGAAGCCCCACACCCAACUCGGUUUCAUACUUGAAGACAAAACGACCGGAUGGAACCAAGAAAGACGCAAAAGAAAAGAAGAAGAGGAAAGGAGAUGAUGAGCUAAAAAAUGCUAUGGAAGCUAUUGUGAAAGCAAGAAAAGAAGCCAAUGAGGUGAGGAAAAUGACAAGGAACCAAGAUGCCGUGGCCGAGGAGAGGAGGUUGGCGGCCGAGGAGAGGAGGGUCGUGGCCAACGAGAGGAAGGUGGCUUUGGAGGAGAGGAAGGUGAGCAUGGAUGAGCGAUCUAGAUUGUUGGAUUGGGAGAAGCACUUACUCUUCAUGGACACAUCUAUCCUGAAUGAGGCGCAAAAGGAGUAUGUCAAUCUUGCCCGUGAAGAAGUCUUGAUCCAAAAAAGAGCCAUGAGUCGCGCCAUGGGUGGCGGUGGCCUUGGCGGCAUGGGUGGCGGUGGACUUUGCGUCAUGGGUGGCGGUGGCCUUGGCGGCAUGGGAGGCAUGGGUGGCUUCAGAGCUACCAUGGGCGGCAUGGGUGCCAUGGGUGGCUUUGGAGCUACCAUGGAGACCAUGGGAAGCAUGGGUGGCUUUGGAGCACCUCCCGGCGCCAUGACCGGCAUGGGAGGCAUGAGUUUUGCGUCUCUCAUGGGAGGCAUGGGUGCACCUCCGGCCGCCAUGGGUGGAUUGUCUUCCGGUGUGCCUCACACACCUUCCCAUGAAGAUGCCAUUGAAGAACUUGCCAACACCGUCUGA
Molecule: messenger RNA, 1062 nt
Organism: Aegilops tauschii subsp. strangulata
Lineage: Eukaryota; Viridiplantae; Streptophyta; Magnoliopsida; Poales; Poaceae
Source: RefSeq, a predicted model, not a curated record